GGAAGAUGACAGGCAGUCGCAAUAGCGAAAUAGAUCCGGAAGUGACGGUACACGGCGAGGGUGGAAAGCAUACGGUUCAUUGGUUUCGCAAAGGUCUCAGACUUCACGACAACCCUUCGUUGAGGGAGGGUCUUGCCGGUGCCUCCACCUUUCGGUGCGUCUUCGUUUUGGACCCAUGGUUCGCCGGCAGUACCAACGUUGGCAUUAAUAAAUGGAGGUUUUUGCUGCAAUGCUUGGAGGAUCUCGAUUGCUCGCUGAGAAAAUUGAAUUCUAGACUGUUCGUGAUACGAGGACAACCAGCUGAUGCUCUGCCGAAAUUGUUCAAGGAAUGGGGCACGACGAACUUGACCUUCGAGGAGGAUCCAGAACCAUACGGACGUGUUCGGGAUCAUAAUAUAUCGGCACUAUGCAAGGAACUCGGUAUCUCGGUGGUCCAAAGGGUAUCGCAUACUCUCUACAAGUUGGACGAGAUCAUCGAGAAGAACGGAGGAAAGCCGCCGUUGACGUACCAUCAGUUUCAAAAUGUUGUCGCCAGUAUGGAUUCACCUGAACCGCCAGUACCGACGGUCACUUCCGUCUGCGUAGGCUCCGCCUAUACUCCACUGAAGGAGGAUCACGACGAUCAUUACGGUGUUCCGACCCUCGAAGAACUUGGAUUCGACACGGAAGGAUUGUUACCACCUGUAUGGGUCGGGGGUGAGAGCGAAGCGUUGGCGCGUCUGGAACGUCAUCUGGAGAGGAAGGCUUGGGUGGCUAGUUUUGGAAGACCGAAAAUGACCCCGCAAUCUUUAUUACCCAGUCAAACGGGUCUUUCGCCUUACUUACGAUUCGGUUGUCUCAGCACCAGACUUUUUUACUAUCAGCUCACCGACUUGUAUAAAAAGAUUAAGAAAGCUGUACCACCGCUUUCGUUACACGGUCAGCUUUUGUGGCGAGAAUUCUUCUACUGCGCCGCCACGAAGAAUCCAAACUUCGAUCGGAUGCAAGGAAAUCCGAUUUGCGUUCAGAUACCCUGGGACAAGAACGUUGAAGCCCUUGCCAAAUGGGCGAACGGUCAAACAGGUUUUCCAUGGAUCGAUGCGAUCAUGACUCAGCUGAGGGAAGAAGGUUGGAUCCAUCACUUGGCUAGACAUGCUGUCGCUUGUUUCCUGACCAGAGGUGACCUUUGGAUCUCCUGGGAAGAAGGAAUGAAGGUAUUCGACGAACUUUUGCUGGACGCUGAUUGGUCGGUCAAUGCAGGAAUGUGGAUGUGGUUAUCGUGCAGCUCGUUUUUUCAACAAUUCUUCCAUUGUUAUUGUCCGGUAAGGUUUGGCAGGAAAGCCGAUCCAAACGGCGAUUACAUCAGGCGAUACCUGCCAGUCUUGAAAAAUUUUCCCACGAGAUACAUUCAUGAACCAUGGAACGCACCGCUCAGCGUCCAACGAACGGCGAAAUGUAUUAUCGGUAAGGAUUACUCGUUACCGAUGGUAAAUCAUAGCAAGAGCUCGAGGAUCAACAUCGAGAGAAUGAAGCAAGUCUAUCAGCAGUUGAACAAGUAUCGGGGGAAUGGAGCUUCCAUCAAGGGGGAGACAGUUGCUUUUGCGCUAGGUUUAUUGAACACGUUGCCACCGCCAGCGAUGAAGGAGAACGAGGAAGAAAAGAAAAAACAGGUGCAGUCUCCUCCACCUGCUGAGAAUCAACUGAAAAUGGAAACUCUUGCCAAUACGACGCAACAGCAUCACCAUCAACAUCAAUAGCGGCAACUACGACCACGUUGUGCCGAUGAUCACGCGAUAAACUGGAGAGACAAUUGGUUUUAUUUAUCGUUAUUUAUUUUUUCUUCUCCUCUUUACGAAACCGCUACGGAUUAUCACGCGGAUAGAGACUUUCUGUGUUGUUACUGGUUACAAUCAUCUUGCAAUUUCUACGAUGAACUUUGGAUAUUUUCGCAUAAGCACGUGUCGUAGCAAGAGACUUGUGUCAGCUACGAGACGAAAGAGUAAAAACGAUGGGAAUUUUAUAUUCUUAUUGCUGUACAUAAUACAUGUGCAUCAUAAAGAGAUUUUUCUGACCACUAUCGUCUCCGCUCCCUAAUGAUUUAUCGUGUGAAUAUACUCACCUCAAUAACAGUUUCCCUGUUUUAUCGACCAUUAAAUUAGCUAAAAGCCUCGUCGAAAAUAAA
Molecule: messenger RNA, 2161 nt
Organism: Osmia bicornis bicornis
Lineage: Eukaryota; Metazoa; Arthropoda; Insecta; Hymenoptera; Megachilidae
Gene: Cry2
Product: cryptochrome-1-like
Exons: 10
Coding region: 6-1736 (576 amino acids)
Biological process (GO): circadian regulation of gene expression; negative regulation of DNA-templated transcription; entrainment of circadian clock by photoperiod
Cellular component (GO): nucleus; cytoplasm
Molecular function (GO): DNA binding; FAD binding
Source: RefSeq, a predicted model, not a curated record